GAAACCAACGCCUGGCUGGGAACAGCUGCUGCUGAGGUCUUUGGCCAUUGUCGCCUCCACCUGUCCACAAGCAUGGGGAAUAUCUUUGCAAACCACUUCAAGGGCCGUUUUGGCAAAAAAGAGAUGCACAUCCUCAUGGUGGGCCUGGAUGCUGCCGGAAAGAUGACAAUUCUGUACAAACUGAAGCUGGGGGAGAUCAUGACUACCAUCCCCACCAUAAGUUUCAACGUGGAGACUGUGGAGUACAAGAAUAUCAGCUUCACUGUGUGGGAUGUGGGUGGCCAGGACAAGCUCCGGCCGCUGUGGCACCAUUACUUCCAGAACACCCAAGGCUUGAUCUUCGUGGUGGACUGCAAUGACAGAGAGCGUGUCAGUGAGGCCCGUGAAGAGCUCAUGCGGAUGCUGGCAGAGGAUGAGCUCCGGGAUGCUGUCCUCCUGGUGUUUGCCAAGAAGCAGGACCUCCCCAAUGCCAUGAAUGCUGCUGAAAUCACAGACAAGCUGGGGCUGCACUCUCUACGCCACAGGAACUUAUUUAAUGUAAAUAGUUUGUGUUUCCACUGA
Molecule: messenger RNA, 561 nt
Organism: Dipodomys spectabilis (banner-tailed kangaroo rat)
Lineage: Eukaryota; Metazoa; Chordata; Mammalia; Rodentia; Heteromyidae
Product: ADP-ribosylation factor 1-like
Exons: 1
Coding region: 73-561 (162 amino acids)
Biological process (GO): intracellular protein transport; vesicle-mediated transport
Cellular component (GO): cytoplasm; plasma membrane
Molecular function (GO): GTPase activity; GTP binding
Source: RefSeq, a predicted model, not a curated record